AAGGAAGGAAGGAAGGAAGGAAGGAAGGAAGGAAGGAAGGAAGGAAGGAAGGAAGGAAGGAAGGAAGGAAGGAAGGAAGGAAGGAAGGAAGGAAGGAAGGAAGGAAGGAAGGAAGGAAGAAAGGAAGGAAGAAAGGAAGGAAGGAAGGAAGGAAGGAAGGAAGGAAGGAAGGAAGCAGUAAGCGAGGAAGAGGAGGAAGAAGAAAACGAAAAGGAGAAGGAGGAAGAAGACGAAGAAGGCAAAGUAGCGGAGGAAUAGGAGGGGAGAGGCAUGCAGACUGGAGGCCGGCACACGGGCAGAUAGUCUCGGCGCUGCCGCCGCCACCGCCGCCGCCGCGCUCGAAGAAGGGAAGUGGGGACACAUAACAGAGAGCGCGCGGCCGCGUGUGCAGGCCGCUUUUGCAGAGCUUCGCUUGGCACACGGCGAAACGUUCCGCCUCGUGCUGCUGCUGCCUGUUGGCUGCUGCUGCUGCUGUCUGUUACUUCUACUGUUGCUGCUGCUGCUGGUGUUGGUGUUAGCUGCCGUCUCCGUCGUCGUCGUCCUCGUCGUCGUCGUCGUCCUCGUCGUCGUCGUCGUCGUCGUCGUAGUCGUCAUCGUCGUAGUCGUCAUCGUCGUCCUCGUCCUCGUCCUCGUCCUCGUCCUCGUCGUCGUCGUCAUCAUCAUCGUCGUCGUUGUCGUCGUUGUCAUCGUUGUCGUCAUCGUCGUCAUCGUCGUCAUCGUCUGGGUUGAUCGUCGUCGGUCGACAGACGACCGACUCUUCGUUCCGCUCCUUUUUCUCAGUUUGCCGGCCGGUCUCGUGCGCGCGCUCGCUUUCCCGAAUAUCUCCACGAAUCGCAUCGUCGAUCUCUGACGCGCGCGCGCGCGCUCUCCUUUCGCGCGCUCUUUUCUAUUAGAGAGAAAACGUGAGAAGGAGAGGAAAUGAGCGUAAUAGUGAAUUUCGAAUCUUCUUCCUUACGUCAAAAGUCGUAAAAUAUUUUGAAAGGAGAGAAAAAGAGAAAGAGAGAGAGGGAGAGAAAGAGAGAAAGAGAGAGAAAGGAAAGCAAAGUUAUUAGGAUCGGUGCGAACGGUGCGACGAGACGAGACGAGACGAAACGACGAAACGAGACGAGAAGAGAAGAGAGGACAAAAAUAAGAAAAAAAAGAAAGAAAGAGAGAAAAGAAGAAGGGAUCGGUGAUGUGUCGCGCGUCACGUGCUCCACGUGUCGGCAACGCGAUGAAUCCUCCAACUCCAAGAAUCUUCUUCCUCUUCUUCCGCUACGUGGCGUGCGUCGAUCGAUGAAGGAAGUUUUUUUCCUCCUCAUCACGGAAGACUCGGAGGAACGUUCGAAGCUGGAGAUCGAUCGUGCUCUCCCAUGUGCCGAUCUUGCGAUGCUCGUCGAUUCUUCGACGUUUCCGCCAGAUUUUCCUCCUCCAGUCUUUCAAUUCUGCUUCGUCUUCCGCUCUUGUCUACGCGAGAAGGAUGUCGAAGACGACGGUACGAGAAUCGACGAUAGUGACGCUCGGUGAGCGACGGGAAUGAAUGAAUCCAAGUCGUUUUUCGAUCCGAUCGGUUGGCUCGAGAGUGAGAUGUGACGCGGAAAACGGUCGAGACGAUUCGCUCGUAUGACUUUCCUAUAGAAAGAGGGGAGAGGGUGUUAAGAGGGAGGUACUCGGUGUAAAACUCGCGUAUAAAUCGUCACGAUCGUGUCGUUGGUGUCGAUAGGCAACGGACGCGAAUCUACCAAGGAGAAACGGAUAAAAAAGGCGGAAGGUAAAUAAGUAGAAGAGGCAGAUGAGAUGUGAAGUACGAGGACAGGAGGGUGCCGCUGCCACCACCGCCGCCGCCACCGCCGCCUCCACCACCACCGCCGUCCAAGUCGAAGUCCGAGUAGAAUUAGCGGAAGUCGCAAAGCCGGAGACAGGGUCGCUGGCGAUCGUCGAGGCAACGAGACGUCACGACCGAAACUGGGGCGGGCCGCCUGAGAUGACGGCCCUGCGACGAUCCUUCGCGGCACCCGCUUACAAGAGCUCCUUCGUCCUCCUGUCCCUCCUUGGUUUGCUGCUACGGAUAAACCCUACCACCGGUGGUAUCUGUUGGUCAUCGAUCAGCAAUGGCCGCUGCAAGGAAUUAUUGUCUCAAGGUGUCACGAGAGAAGAUUGUUGCGCGUCGAAUGCGGCUGCUGCAACGGCUUACUCGGAUGAAGAUUUGGACAGUGGAAGUCUUUUCUUUUGGAGAGUUCUCGGAGGUGGCGUUCAAUGUCGACCUUGCAGAGAGAGUUGCGCGGAAGUGAAAUGCGAGGAAGGGAAAAAGUGCGUGGUGCGGAGGGGAAGGCCUCGAUGCGUCUGUAGCCCCGAAUGCAAAGCACCGAGAGGGGGUGGCCCGGUCUGCGGAACGGACGGAAGGAGUUAUAAGAGCUUGUGCAGGCUCAAGAAGCGAGCUUGUAAGAAGGGGAGCCACGAACUUGCCGUUGCCUACACCGGCCACUGCCAAAAGAACGCGGAUUGCACGACGAUUCGCUGUCGAGAGGGGCAGACCUGCCUGACGGAGAUAAAGUCCGGUCGGCCGCGUUGCGUGACCUGCACGUACCGUUGCCCCCGGAAGCGGGAGCGCGUCCGGAACCGGACGCACCGCGAUCGUGAUCGGGAUCGAGAUCCAUCGACGACCAUGCUGUGCGCGACCAACAACAUCACCUAUCCCAGCUGGUGUCACAUCGUCAAGGACGCCUGCGUCACCGGCUUCGUUCUCGAGACGCGACAUGCCGGACCCUGCAACGCCUACGACACGUCUCCCCUUUAUAUCGAAGAGGACAAUACGUCGAGCAACUAUGGCGUAGAUUUGGCUGACGAGGAAAGGAAGAUUUCAGAGGUAGACUCAGAAUCCUCUCAGACUUUCCAACCGCAUCGUUCAUUGGCAUCGACGUAGCGCGCUUAGAGGUUUAACACACUGAAUGGUAGGAUAGAUAAAAUGCAACCAACUCGAAUCGUCCUCGCGAACGACGAGACGAAUCGAAACCAAGAGUUGUCCCUCUUUCGUCUUGAACGAUCCCUUUCACGAAAAUUCCAUGACUUUGAUAUGUCCGAUAUGUAUGUAUAUAUUUGUGUAUGUGUAUAUGUGUAUAUAUAUAAAAAUAUACAUAUACACGCAUACGAUAUAUACAUGUAUGUAUGUAUGUAUAUAUCGGUGAGAGAUGUAAGAGUGAAAGGGAAAGACAGGAUGCAUACAUAUAUAUGUAUGUAUGAAUGUAUGUUUGUAUGUAUGUAUGUAUGUAUGUAUGUAUGUAUGUAUGUAUGUAUGUAUGUAUGUAUGUACGUACGUACGUACGUACGUAUGUCUCUUGGAGAGAAGCUGGAUACACUCGUACGGUGAGAUAAACGGUCAAAGAGACAAGAUCUCGUUUGAUUUUCGAAAGAAAAUCAAGAAGACUUCUUUUAAAUCCCCGAAUAACGUGGAAUACGAAGAAGAAGAAGAAUAAAAAGAAGAAGAAGAAGAAAAAGAAGAAGAGAUAGAAGCAGAAAUUGUAGAAGAAGAAGAAAAAGUAAAAGCAGAAGUAGAAGAAGUAGAAGAAGAAUAAGAGGAAGAGGAAGGUUGGAAGAGAAAAUCACCCACCGAAAAUAAAAUCUGGAGAAAGUCGAGUCACGAGAGGCGACGAUGCACCACCACAAGAGAAUUCUUCGAUCGCGACGAACGCUCGAGAAAAACACGAAGGAUGAUAAAUAAAAGAGCCGAUAAAAGGUAUCGCGCGCGUGUCCCACCGACGACUCUUCUCGGCGUAAUAUAUACAUAUAUAUACUAUACCUGUUCGCUCUUAAAACUCGCUUCUUUUCUUCGUCGUCGUCGUCAUUCAAAAUGUCGUGGAACGCGACCGCGUGAAAAAUUCACGAAUCACGGACGAGAACGAUAGAUCGCGAAGGAAGCGAAAUAUUAACCCUUUUUUCUUCCUCCCACGUCCUCCUCGUCCACGCAUUGUUAUCGAGGAUAAUUAGCUGCAUGUUUACUAUUUACAUUAGAUAGACGAGUAAUUUAGCGCGAGUCAAUAUUUAUUCUUUCAAUUUAUGCGAGGUUGGACGCACGGCUUACCGAUUGGACGAUCGAGAAGAGCGCGAUUCUUCAUAGAAAAAUGAUUCGAUGAUCCACGAACGUUUCUUUAUUAUCCUUUAAUAAAAAUCACAAUUUUUCUUUUUUUCUCUUAAAAUCUCUACUAUUUAGGUAUAUAUUCGUCACGUAUUGUAAAACGCGUUGCAUUAUCAAUUGUACCUCUAAAUCGAAAGACAUCAUUUAACGAAACUACGAAAUGACUCGAACGCAAGAAACUUUCUUUCUUUUUUUUUUUUUUUCCUUUCUUUCUCAGCUUCGAUCGGUCCAAAGUGUGCCUCCUUCUUCUUCUGACGACAGUAGUAUCGCCGUCGUACUUAAUUUAUUAAUAACGACGAGGUUGCGAGCUCGGGAAUUUUUGCGACGCCACGAUGGCGGCUCGGCGACGAUGAGGACUCGCCUCUGACACAUCGCGACGUCACCAGAGGACCACUUUCUACCUGUUUUCUGCGUAACGACGAUAGCCACGAGACUGAUAGAGAGAAAGAGUAAGAAAAAGAAAAAGAAAGAGAGAGAGAGAGAGAGAGGGGGACAAUCGUCUCGAUUUAACAUUUCGUCUCUUCUUUUCUCCAGAAAAAUAUCUCGGAAAGUAUUCUAUUCUUCUCUUCGUAGCUCGUAAACGUACGAGUUGAAAAAUCGACGAUCUGCAAAUAGGAACGCAUAUUUCGCGGUCGAUUGAAUUAUGGUUCGUCGAUCCCCUCGGACAUAUAUCAGAGAGAAAGAGAAAGAGUAGGAAAGAGAGAGAAAGAGAGAGAGAGAGAGAAAGAGAGUGGGAACAGCAUACACAGUUUGCGGACGGUCGAGAUCCGAGGUAAAAGUUUCACGAGAGGAAUUUAUCGGUCACAAUAAUAAUACUCGUCUCUCUCUCUCUCUCUCUCUCUCUCUCUCUCUUCCUCUUUCUCUCUCUCUCUCUCUCUCUUUCUCUGUUUACUGUUCUCAGACUCUGUGGGCUCCCUCUUGCUUUUUCCUUGAUUAUCCCACGAGAACACAAAUUUCUGGAAUGUAAACUUCUUCGAGUUCUCGUCGCCGCCGUUCUCGUUGUCGUCGCGAAACGAUUAACGUUCCUGACAGUCUCAAAACUGUUCCAGGAAAAAGAAGAAACCUUACGACGUGGAUAUACCCUUCUAUGCUUGAGGUAGAAUGAUUCGAGAACUCGCCAUGCCGAGUCAAACGUUAUUAAAUCGGAUUUGCUAGGGCUUUCGAAGGGAUAAGGAAAUACGGAAGAAAACAAAAAAACAACAAAAAAGAACAAAAAUAAAUAGAUAAACUGUUCAAAAACAAUUAGAGGAUCGCUAAUAUGAACUAAAUUUAUAGCAUUAACCAAGUGAACGAAAGGGAAGAAAAAAAAGUGAUCCGGAAAACUAUGAAUUGAUUUUUCAUCGCUUAUGCGACGAUUAUAUGCAUUUAUAAUUCCAGAAAUAAUAUACCGUGUUAAUAGUGAUAACGGUUGUAAUAUGCGAUCCUCUAAUUGUUUGGAGCAGUGUAUAUAUAUAUAUAAUUUUUCAUUCUCUCUCUCUCUCUCUCUCUCUCUCUCUCUCUCUCUCUCUCUCUCUCUCUCUCUCUUUCCUUCUUUUUCACUCGAGAAUGAAAGCACGAUUAACCGAAGUACGAACGCGCAAUAUACUCUUAUUAAAAGGCACGUACUUGUCACAUUGAAAAUAGUAUCCUUCCUUAUUCAUCUCUUUAUCUUGUAUCAAUGUUAUAUUCGUGGGAGGAAGAGUGUCAUGAUUCUUCUAUAACGAAAUUUCCGAAUGGAUGUCGUGCAUGUAUGUCUAAUAUUCUUUCAAUGCGUUCUUUAAAUAUAUAUGUACUAUAUGACGAUAUUACCGCAGUCUCAUUCAAUUAAGAUACGUUGUAAUACGUUUUAAUGUGGACAACGUAUAUUUAAAAAAAAAAAGAAUGAAAAAUAUGUAUAAAAGUAUAAAAACAAAAUUAACGCGUAUGUCUACUUUAAAUAUGGAAAAGAAAAAAGAAAUAAUAACGAUAUAUGGUAAAAAAAAGAAUAGAAAGAAACUUAUAGUUCGAAUGAAAAUUACGAUGAUAUAGUUCCUCUACUUAUUAUUAUAUAUGACGUAAAUUCUGUGUAAAUUAUUAUUUUAACAUUAUCGUCUUCGUCAUCCUCAUCGUCAUUAUCAUUAUUAUUAUUAUUAUUAUUAUUAUUAUUAUUAUUAAUAUUACUACUACUACUACUACUACUACUACUACUACUACUACUACUACUACUACUACUACUACUACUA
This is a messenger RNA of Vespula vulgaris, 6312 nucleotides long. RefSeq names its product follistatin-A. Gene Ontology annotation, biological process: anatomical structure development. Gene Ontology annotation, molecular function: extracellular matrix binding; protein binding; collagen binding. NCBI's taxonomy places the organism in Eukaryota, Metazoa, Arthropoda, Insecta, Hymenoptera, Vespidae. Bases 1772 to 2902 code for a protein of 376 amino acids. The transcript is spliced from 5 exons. The record is from RefSeq and is a predicted model, not a curated record.